Molecule: messenger RNA, 672 nt
Organism: Leptosia nina
Lineage: Eukaryota; Metazoa; Arthropoda; Insecta; Lepidoptera; Pieridae
Source: the annotation of a GenBank genome assembly
AUGACAGCGGUUAAGCCACAGACAAUUUUGUAUGGCUUCUGGCUGUCUUCGUGCACGUGGAGGGUGCGUGCUGCUCUUCACCUAAAGAAAAUACCAUACGAAGAACGGUCUGUGGAUAUUCUACAUGAGAAGGCUCAACUAACAGAUCAAUAUAGAGCUAUCAACCCAUCACAGAAAGUGCCAGCGUUGUGUAUUGUUCUAGUUCGAGUAAAUAUUUCUUCAGAUGGCGCGACAUUAGUGGAGUCAAUGGCCAUCAUUGAGUACUUAGACGAAACACGCCCCGAACCACCUUUGAAACCCCCUUCCCCCCUACAAAGGGCCCGCAUGCAAGAAAUCUGCGAGACCGUUGUUUCCGGCAUCCAGCCUCUUCAGAACAUUGGCUUGAAAGGUUAUUUCGAGACUGAAGACAAAUACACCGCCUUUACAAAGUACUGGACGGAACGUGGCCUGCAAAGUCUGGAGGAACUUUUGACAAAAUCCGCGGGCACCUAUUGUGUUGGCGAUCAAUUCACUAAGGCUGACCUUUGCUUGGUGCCCCAAUUGUAUAAUGCAGUUACCAGACACAAAUUGGAUCUCGGCAAGUAUCGCACAGUUUCCCAAUUGUACGAAAAACUAUUAAAAGAACAAAGUUUCGAGGAAACGCACCCGAAAAAAGUGAGGAACUCAAAUUAA